UUCUGGGACUUUUAAUGCUCCUUCAGGGGAAAGUACUAUAGAUGUCUGGGUGAUGGGAGGUUUGUUUGGAAACACAGCAAACUCUUUGGAGUUGGGGUAAAUGUUAUUCCCAAUUUACUGGUGAACAAACUGAGUAGAGGAUGGUGAAAUAUUUAUACGAGGAAUCAGAGCAAAUCUGUGGCAAACUGGGAAUAAAACUCAGGAAUCCAAACUCCUGUUCCUGAGCUGUAAAUUGAAGGUCACACAUUAUAGAAAUGAUGUGCAAAAGCUGGACAGAACUUUGGACAAACAGGAAGGAUUGAAACCAGGUCUUUGACCCAGGACAUGUGCUUUCUGUGGGUAUAUCCCUUUCCUUUUAUCCAAAUAGAUCCAAAAGAGGGUCCUGCUAAGGGACUGGUCCAGACAAGACUUUGCUUAUCCUCCAUGGAUCAAAUCCCCUGUCUCUUUCUAACAGUCAGCAUUGUAUAACUUCUGCCACUUCCCCAACAGCAUUUUCUUUCUUGGUCUGGGAUUCUUCUCAACACCAUUGGAUUCUGCUGCAUUCAUCUCCUAGUUCAUAAAUUCCAGUAGCAUUAGGCAAAAGAAGGCUGGUUUGUGAGCUCUUCUCUUCACCCUUCUGUCAGCUUUCAUUAAAAGCAGCUGUACAGAGAUGCAGAUAGACUCUGACACAUUGACAUCUGUGGUUCUUGCUGCUCCUUGUCUCAGAAUCUCCUGACUCUUGAGGCAGCUGCAGUCUGUGUGCAGAAACAGGAAACAGAUUUAGUAACACACUGUCAGGCAGAAAUGCACCUGUACUUUUCUCCCUAAUCUGACUGAGUAAAAGCUGGAGUUGGGAGACUUAGAAGACUGUUGUGUGUGUGUGUGUGUCUGUGUGUGUGUUUAUGCUUUCUGCAUUUGUUAUCAGUCCUCCUGCUUUUGUGUCGCAUUCAUCUUUCUCUCAUUCGCUGGGGGUCUAUUGCGUGCUUCCCCUUGUACCUGAAGUAGCCCUUCCAUUUACUGAAUGCCCUAUUUUGUCCUAAAAAUUGCGUCCUCUGAGGGCCUGUUCCUAUUGUCUCUCACUCAUAGGCUCUGCAACCUUCCUUUUCUGCAUUACUGUUCCAAUUCUUGCCUUGAUCUUGUUUAACUUAAUCUGUGAGGCCCUGAGUGCAUUCCACUCCUAUUGACUUGCAUUGGAGUGAAAGGUACACAGCAUCUCCUGAGAUUAGGCAAUUAGAAGCACCCUUCCUUUUCAAAAACUCUUCAUGCUUUCUUAAAGGACACUCCCCAGAAAGGAUGCAACUGCCUGUUUCACCUUUCUUGAAAGUGCAAAACAAGACCCAAAUUCCUGGUAGGGGUUUGGAAUUAGUUCUGUAAAUCAUAAUAAAAGAAAAUGGCAUCAUGCUUAUUCCUGCCUAAUUCUAGAGCUCUCUUUUUUGGAAUGUGAAAACAAAGAAACUAGCAAAAUGCACACAUGCUCAGUGGGAAUUCUGCAUACAACUGGUGGUUGAUAACACGUUCCUUCAGAUAUCUGACAGAUGCUUAUCCUGACUCGCAACUCUCACAGGCAUGAUUUAAGUAGGUUUUGAGUUAUAUGAGCAGUAAAAGAGUCUGGAAAUAAUUCCUCAGAUGGAGCAAAGAAGCAUGUCUGAUUAGUCUUACUCCUUAUACUGAGUGUUGUUUUACAGACCACUGCCAACUCUUCUUCAUCUCUGCUGUAUGGUCCUGGAUCAUCUCUUGGUGAUUCUGAGGCCAUUUUUCCAUAAGAUUUUUGUAUUUCAUUUAUGUAGUUUUCAGUUCUGUUGCUUCUUGGUAGAGUUCUGUUUGGCUUUUCAACUGAUGAAUGCUCCAGCUCAGAGAGAGCAGAGCAUUUCCUCUUUCUACAUAUCCUGGGGUGAGGUCGUUUAGUCAUUGGAAACUGCCUGAUGCACAACAUUAAAAGUAGAAGAUCACUUAGUUCAAUUUAAUCAGGAGAAGCAGAAACUCUGUAAAGGAACUGAGAACUGAAAACAGGUGCAAGGCAAUGACCUGUACAGUGUUUCCAUAAGAAGCUGUUCUUAAUAUAAACUCUGCUUUCAAGUUCUGAAAUGCUUCAAAAACAUACUAAUGUCAGACACUGCUAGAUUUGGUCACUGUUGCUUGGUUUGCAAAUGAAAUGAUCUCUGGCUUUCAAUUCUUGUGGAGGGAGUCCUUUAAUUCAUUGUGGGAUGCUUUGCAUUGCUGGUGGUCAGAAUUGUGGAAGGAGCAAGAGGGAUUUGCAAGUAAGCUUGGGGCACCUGUGAUUAAAAUCUUAGAGCAGAUUACAUCACACCCAAUGACUUUAUAGUCUGCAUGUCCCCAGCCACCAUAAAUUCCAACUCCAGUGCAGUGGGACUUGGUGAAAGAGAAAUCCUUUUUUCCUUCCUCUGCACAGGUGAGGUUGCUGUAAGCAGAACUUUUCCUAGGUGAGAAAUUGCUAUUUGCACCUUGCAGUAUAUUGAAGCAAUUUGGUAUUUUUACUCUUUGGUGUAAAGUUCCAUUGUGCCCAAGAUUACGGCAAGGUUGUUUCACUCUAUUUAAUAAUGAAUAGAGCUAUUGACAGUUAUAUCAGCCAUGACCACACACAGACCCUCUCAGGAUUAACAACAACACAACAAUCUUCUAAGUGGCUUAAACCUUUUCUUAACAUUUGUGUCUAAGGUAUGGGUGUGGGGCUUGCAGUGCUGCUGUCUCUUUAAGACCUGCUUGUGUGUAGGGGUGUGGGUGUAGGGGCUGCUCUGAAAGAAACAUUUGAAUAUUUAUGAGCGGAAAAUCUGGAGAUGAGUAUGACAGAAAGGGGCAAUCCCUGCUGCAGAGCCUAACAAAUUGCUCUGUGGGGCAGCUCCUUUCUGCUUAGGACUUUGGACAGGAAGCUUAGGAAACGGGAAGGAUUACAGCGUGGAAGAUGGGAGGGAGGUAUUCUAGACCACUAGGUGGAAAGCAGCGCAGGUACUUGAGAGGUAAGGAGUGGCUUUUACUUGUUACUGUUUUCAGCAUCAAAGUUUGUGUUUAAUUGCAUACUUCAGCUGAUGACUACCUGAUGCCAGAUAGGACUCAAAGGUUAAAGCCUGGCUGCCAUUUAAAUACCAAUAUUCAUGUUUACAUCCAGCUGUUAUAAAGUCCAAACACUGUCUGCAUCAUUCCAGCUAUGGCUUGCAGGUUGCACAGAUGCCAUGGUGAAGAACUUCAUGCCCUAUUACCAACGACAGCUUGCAGCUGCUGUUCUGAGAGAGAUCUCGAGGGAGUUGGACGCGCAAAGCAAACCCACUCUGCAGCUGCUGCAGAGUCAACUCUGGAAGCCACCUAACAGUCUUCUACAUGAGGGAUUCCUGACCCAGUAUCACGGGGACUCCCACAAGUGGAAGGAAAAUUAUUUCAUCCUGUUGGGAGAUUGCAGGCUGGAGUGCUUUGAUAGUAAAGAGGCUUGGGGGAAGGGCUGUGAGCCCAGAGAAUCCACUACUCUGUCUGGGUACUUGCUGGUGACCACAUGGAGGGAGUACACCACACUGGUUAACAGUCUCUGCCAGGGAUUUGUAGGUGAUUACUCCCAUGAAGACCAAGACCCUUUAACUGACCCUCCAACAGAGUUUCUGCUCUUCCUCUACCACCCGCUCCGAAAGCAUCUUUGUCUUUGCACAGACUCUGCAGAAUCCCAGCAUACCUGGAAAUCUGCCCUUCAAGAUGGGAUCCGAUAUUGCAGUACAGUUUUACAGAGGAGGGACAAUGUGGAGGUUGAAGCGUUCUUGGAAGCUGUGCGGUUUUACAGGCAAGGAAAAGGUAGCUACAAAGUUGGGGAUCUUCUCCUGGGAACAGAACCAGAGAUUCUCAGUAAUGUGUUGGUGGAGGAUUUGUUGCCAGUACUACAGUUGCAGGUCCUCCCAAAUCUCAGAGGGUCAGAAAACAGGAGGAGACAGACCUGGUGUCAAUUCCUGGAGGAAGUCUACAUGCUGGUCCUCAGCCAGAUUUCUAGUGAAUUCCUGGAUUUUCAGAAGGAGCAAGAGAAACUCCAUAUUCAGCUAGAGAAGAAGAUUCGCCCUGACCUGGAUCAAAUGCUGACUUUAAAGGAUCAGAUAUCCAGAAAACUCCAAGCUGUGGUGCAGAGCCCAGCAGAGUCCUGCUGUCGGCAGGAAGUGGAACCUGACUUGGAUUGUGUGAUGGAGGAGCUCAUGCAUCCGAUCAGCCAAGGAUUUGAUAUGGUACGUUCACGCUUUGUGGACAGAGUUGACGAGAUGAUCGCAGUUGUCCAGAGCUCCUCGACCUCUGCCUUGCAGAAGGAGUUUCUCACACUUGGAAAAAUAUCCCAGAACCCUGGAUUCAUGUAUCUCUGUUACGAGAAGGCAGAACUCUAUAAAGACAGCCUGCAGGGAUUGAAGGAGAGAUUUAACUUCUACAGCAUGACAAGUUUGGUCCUCGGAGCUCAGAACCUCAUGCAGCAGCUGAUGCAGAAUUCGAUCCAUACAUUCCAGCAACUUUCAGAGCAACACCUGAGCAUGGCAAAUAACCGCAACCAGAUCACUCAGGUUCUGGAAAAGGUCAAGGGUCGGGUGCUAAAGAAAUUUGAUUACGACAGCAGCUCUAUGCGGAAGCAGUUUGCUCAGGAGUGGCUGCUUCAGAUCUUUCUUCCCUUUCUACUGAAGAGCCUGGAGCCCCAGUGUAAAUUGGAGCUGCCCAAGUAUGAAAGUUACGUGUUUGCUGACUUCAGUGACAUCAUAAACGUGGAAAAUAUUUAUGAAGAAAUGGUUCUGGCUAUAUUGAUGGAGGCAGUCAGCAAAGCCCUGAAAAAAGCCUCCAGCCAGAACAGACACAAUCUUUACAGUGACAGCUUCUCCUGUGUUCCGGACAGUGUGGACAACCUGCAGCGGGAUGCGGCCUCUGAAAUGAGGACAGGAGUUGAAGGUGGUAGUGCUCCAUCAGACAUUGUGACCCUUAUCCCCUCUCACAUCAGAGAAACUGUGUUAGAUGUGACAGAAUGGAACUAUGAAGGAGGCUGUGCUUGGGUUGCAAAUGCUCCAAAAUAUGAAGGCCAGAUCUGCCUACAGGUUUCCACAGAGGCUCUCUGUACAGAAGAAAAAUCUUUGUGUGUGUCGCCUGACAACAGGAAUUGGAGAAACCAGGUCUUUGGCCCAGACAUGCAGAGUGAAAACAAUGCCAAGAUGGACAACCUGAAUAAAAACAAACAUCAUGACAAGUCAAGGACCUCUUCUACAGGCACCAAAAACCCACAAGAACCAGACUUCACAAAGGAAUGUUUUGCAGACAAAUGUGUAGCAGAGAACUUGCAAGAGGAAUGGGGGAAAGUAGAUCAGGGAGGUCAGAGGCAUACUGAAGGUUCAGCAUGUAAUCUAGCUUGGAAUAAAGAUGUAGGACAGAGUAGUAAGAAUGGCACUUCUGAGAAAAAACAAAUAUAUGAAGGAUUAGUGCAGGACCUAGAUCUCUGCACGGAAUGUGGUGAUUGCCCUGUGGGUGGAAGUACACCCUCAGCCAGGAACCGCCCAGCAUCACAAACUGCACAGUCUGGCAAACCUUGGGACACCAAUUGGCUUGAGUCCACUUCAGUGCAGGUUACAGAUUUGGCCAGAGAAGCAAGUAGAGAAGAUGGAAAUUUAACAGAUGGAAAAUUACAUGGAACAGCAACAAGUCAUGUGGCAUCAAUUCAAUGGGAGAGAGGCAGAGCAGGAAAAAAUCAGUGUGGUUGGGAAAUGGGCACAAAGAUAGUAGACAAAGGUGAAUCCAGCAAGGGAGAAGUUUGUAAUGGACAAAUGACCCAUCUGUGCCCAUUUCCUGUGAAAGGAACGGGAAAUGCAACUCGCUCACAACAGCUGCAAGUGCACAGUGAUGAAAUGAUCCAUGAAGAAUCCUACACUCCAGAGAUGCCUCCUGCAAUAAAUCUGGAAACAGCCAAAAAUGCCCAGCAGGCAUUCAAGAAUCAUGGGGAUGUGGAUGGGCAGAUCAAAAGCAACUCUAGUGCCUUUUUAAUCACUGGGAGCUUGAGAUAUGAAGAUGUACAAAGGACCCUCAUCCCUGAGCCCAACGAAGCUAGAGAGACUGCUUGCAAGAUCUCUCAGCCCCCAGAGGAGAACGAAGAGGAAAUGCUACAGGCAGACUUCAGUGGGACAGAUAGGACUGUGUUUCUCGAGAGCCUCUCCAUAGCCAUUGAAAUGGAAGUAUUCCAAGCAGAUCUGCUAGAAAUGGAUCUUGAAGAUAAGAAACCAGAAAAAUUGUUGCCAACGGACAGCGCCUCUGAAAUCUAAGUACAGAGUCAGAUUUAACUGGCAAUGACCGGCAUGCUGAGAAGAAAUGAAAAAACCUGACACAUUCAGCUUUCCUGACAUGAGGUGAAUUUUUCACAUCCCCACAUCAACACGGAAUUGAGCCCACUGGGGCAAAGGAAAACAUAGAGGGACUGCAGGCCAUGUGGCCUUCUCACCCCAUGUGCCAUCACCUCUACCUGAUGAGAAACUUCUGGACCUUUAGCCAGUGGCAUGGUAGCUGCAGGUCGUCUGCUGGAGGAUCAGUAUGUAGCAUUGACCAACUCCUAAGAGGAGAUGCAGCUAUUUUCAUCCUCAGAGCUGAAAGCAUGUGAAGUUUGUGUGUGCUUCUCCAAGCAACAUGAAUUGAGAAGCUGAGGAACUGGAAAGGAAUGGACUCCCCAAGGCAUGUAAUGCUCAUGCGUGUUGUAUGAUGUACAGGCAGGCCUCGGACUUAUGAGACAAUCGGUUCCUGAAAACUGCAUCUUAAGUCGAAACAUUGUAACUCGGAACCAUUUUUCCCAUAGGAAACAAUGUAAUAAAUGGGGAUUGGUUCCUGAACCGAGGCCUGAUGCCCUAUUUUCACCA
This is a messenger RNA of Alligator sinensis (Chinese alligator), 6830 nucleotides long. It is a transcript of the gene NIBAN3, whose product is annotated as family with sequence similarity 129 member C. Bases 3090 to 6245 code for a protein of 1051 amino acids. The record is from RefSeq and is a predicted model, not a curated record. Lineage: Eukaryota; Metazoa; Chordata; Crocodylia; Alligatoridae. The transcript is spliced from 14 exons.